GACAACAAUACCUACUACCGAAGGGUGCCUAAUUUCCACCCCUCAACACGCACCUAUGAGCAACAAUGGCCGGGCUUAGAGACUCUCUCAAACUUGCGCGGAAAGCGGUCGAAAAAACACCAGGAGACCAUCCGGACCGGCAGGUAUGCCUGACGUAUCUUGGCUACCAACUAUGUCGGAUGUACAAGUCAACAGAGUCCAUCGAAUACCUCGAUGAGGCUGCCAGCGCCGCACGAGAAGCAGUCGAUCUGACACCAGAAGACAGUCCUAAUCGUACAGACCUUCUAUUUAUGCUGGAAAAUCGUCUGAGCAAGAUUUACUCAAUAACAAGAUCCUCUACAGUUCUUAAUGAGGCUAUUCAAGUCGGGAGAGAAAUGGUCCGUCUGACGCCAAAAGAUGAUCUUGAUCGGGCGGAAUAUCUCGAUACACUUGCAAAUCAACUCAUCAGGGCGUAUUCGAAAACACGCGAUGUAGAAUAUCUGAAUGAGGCGGUCCAGGUCGCGCGGGAAGUCGUCGACUUGACACCGGGAGGCAGUCCCGACCUAGCAGAACGGUUGAGUGACCUUGGAUCUUUACUCAACAAGAGCUUCGAAAGAACAAAAUCACCCCAACACCUUGAUGAGGCCAUUGAAGUGGGGCGAAGCGUGGUCCAUGUCAUGAAAGACCAUUCCCGCCGAUUAACGAGUCUCACUCAACUUGGCAUACGACUGGAAACAAGAUUCUCAAGAACGGGAGAUUUAAAAGAUAUUGGGGAAUCGAUUGAGAUUGGACGCGAAGUGCUCGAGAUGGGGACAGAAAAUCACCCAAAGUGGCUUCAAAACCUCAAUAUUCUUGGAAUUCGCCUCGACCAAAGAUACCUUUCGUCAGGGGUGCUCGCGGAUCUUAGCGAGACAAUUGAGAUUAGUCGAAAAGUGGUUGAUCUGACACCAGAAGAUCACCCUGAUUUCGCAGAGCGCUUGUACAACCUUGGAGUUCAACUUGGCGAUAGAUUUGUCAAGUCGGGAGCUCUAGAAGACAUCAAUUCAGCGAUUGAGGCAAGUCGAAAGGUCGUCAAUCUGACGCCACAGAAUCACCCGGACUGGGCGGAGCGACUAUAUAGGCUUGAACUUCGACUUGAAGAUAGGUUUCAAAGAACGGGAGAUCCAGCAGAUCUUGAGGAAGCGAUCGAAAUAGGACGCAAAGUGGUCGAGCAUACUCCGGAAAAUCAUCCUCGCCUGCCAAAGAGGCUGGAUGCACUUGGGGACUCCCUUCGCAUUAAAUUCUCAAGAUUCGGAAAUCUAGAGGACCUCGAAGAAGGGAUCAGAUUCAGUCGCAAAGCGAUCAGUCUGGCGGCAGAAGACAGCUCCCUGCAGGCUGCAUGCCUUGAUGGCCUUGGAAUGCAAUUGAGGGAACGAUUCUCCAGAACAGGCUCUCUGGCGGAUAUCCAAGAGGCAAUAGAGAUCGGUCGCAAAGUUGUUGACAUGACCCCAGCCGAUCACUCUGACCGGAUACCUCGCCUGGAACAUCUUGGAACUAGACUGAGCGAGAGAUUCUUAGCAACAGGAGCCAUUGAGAACCUUCAUGAGGCUAUUCAAAUCGGCCGCCAAGCAGUCGAUAUGACGACAGAAGACAACCCUCAGCACACGAUAUAUCUGAGCAACCUUGGAAGUCGACUUAGCAAUAGAUAUCUUGCCAUUGGAGCAUUGGCAGAUCUCGAUGAGGCGAUCAAGACCUAUCGACAAGCGCUAGCUCUGACACCGGAAGACGAUUUUCGUCAAACGACACAAAUGCAUAAUCUCGGAAAUGCACUGUCGGACAUGUUUUUACGAACAAAGGAUCUGAAAUAUCUCAAUGAAGCUAUUGAACUCAGCCGAAAAGCAGCUGAUCUCACUCCAGAGGAGUACUCUGGUCGGGCGAUUCUUCUGAACAGUUUGGGACACGGACUCGGCGAAAGAUAUUUGACGACAGGAGAUUUAUCCGACCUUGAAGAGGCAAUCCGAGUCGGACAGAACGCAGUUGAGCUGACUCCAGAGGGUCACUCUGAACAGGGCAUGAGGCUCAACAACCUUGCAAACAGGCUCAGCGACCGGUACUCGAGAACAAGAACUGCGGAAGACAUCGAGAAUGCCAUCAAAGCCGGGCGAAAGGCAGUCAACGUAACUCCGGAAGACCACCCUGAACGCGCAAUGUUCCUCACCAACCUUGGGGAUAAACUUGGCAAAAGAUACUCCCAAACAGGGGACUUAGAAGACGUUCACGAGGCCAUUUCACUUUUUCAGUCCGCUCUUCGACGACCCAUGUCGACUAUGCUCCAUCGAAUCGAAGCCGUUAGACAUGUUCUGGACUACUGCGCAACAAUUUCAGAUUGGAAACAGGCCUAUCAAGCUUCAGACUUUGCUCUCAACCUUGUUCCUGAGUUGGUCGCGCGAUCGCUUGAGAAUACCGAUAAACAACAUAUGCUCAGUCGGAUAGUUGGCCUUGCCUCCGAUGCCGCAGCGUCGGCAUUUCACGCUGGAAAGCCGCCCGCAGUUGCUUUAAGCUUCCUCGAACAAGGUCGAGGUGUGUUGGCAACAUCGAUCGAGGAAAUGAGAACAGACGUUUCAGAUCUACGACAAAAUCACCCUGAUCUGGCACACAAGUUCAACGGUCUCAGGGGCGAGUUAGAGCAGCUACUUCCACAAAAUGGCUCUCUCGAUGGGGUUGACUCACCGUCAGGGCAGGCUCGAACAGAUCGGCGUUGUGAGGUGCAUGAUCAGAUCAAUGACGUUCUCGCUGAGAUUCGUACAAAAGCUGGAUUCGAAGACUUCUUGCUUGCGCCAAAAGAAUCGGAAUUGAAGGCUGCUGCUGUGCUUGGUCCUAUUGUCGUCAUCAAUGUUAGCGUGUUUCGUUGCGAUGCUAUUCUCGUUGAGCAGCAUCAAAUACGCUCUAUCCCGUUACCUAAGCUCGAAAUGGAAAGUCUCACAAAUUGGACCUUAGAAAGGGACCUCAAGAGUCUCGAAGUUUUGGAGUGGCUGUGGGAAGUUGUUACACGCCCGGUUCUGGACGUUCUGGGAUUUACUGAUGCUCCCUCUGACGACAAGUGGCCUCAUGUAUGGUGGAUCCCGACAGGCCCUCUCAGCAAAUUUCCUCUCCAUGCUGCCGGGCACCAUAAAAAGGGUUCUCUAGAGGCAGUGCUAGAUAGGGUCAUGUCAUCCUACAGUACAUCCAUCAAGGCAAUCAUACACAGCCGGGAACGCACAAGUCCAAGCACGACGCAACUAGUACCGGCCCAAGCCUUGCUUGUCUCCAUGGAACAUACACAAAACAGCACGAGGCUGCCUUUUGCAACUAGAGAGGUGGCCAUGUUGCAGAGGUUGUUUGAAACCCUCUCAUUUGCCUCCAUCCAGCCAGGGCGGCGAAAGCAAGACAUUAUUUCCCAUUUGCCUGAAUGCAAAAUGUUUCAUUUUGCUGGCCACGCUGGUCAUGACAAGACAGACAAGAGCUAUUUGCUCUUGGAGGAUGGCAAACUAACGGUAGACACUCUGCUGGAGAUAAAUGUUCGCGAACGGUCGCCCUUUCUUGCGUACCUGUCGGCUUGUGGGACCGGUCAGAUCAACGAUGAGAAGUUCGUUGACGAGAGCAUCCACUUGAUUAGCGGAUAUCAGCUGGCUGGAUUUCGACACGUUAUUGGCACCCUGUGGGAGGUCAAGGAUGAAUUGUGUGUGGAUAUGACGAGAAUUACGUACGAAGGGAUACGGGACGGGGGCAUGACGGAUGAAUCAGUGUGUCGAGGAUUGCAUAAUGCAAGCAGGUGUAUUCGAAAUCGCUGGCUUGAUGCACCGUCGAAAGCUGGAACUGCAAUGGUGAGGGAGGAUAAGGUCUUGGCACAGAGGGACCAGAGAGAGACAAGGUUGCCAAGGGAUGUUGAGCUAUGUGAUGCUGACGACGAAGAUCGUGAACCGCUAGACUGGGUUCCCUAUGUUCACUUUGGGGUGUAGUCUGCAAUCGACUUGGAGAAGAUAAUAUAACAUCUUUACCCUGGUGGUGGUACUUUUGACCCAUGGGAUCUCAAGUGUAUUAGUAUUGUCCUGACGGGCGUCCUGUCAACUCACCAGACUAUCGCCACAUCUGGAAGUUAGUGGUGGGAUAGAUGCCAGG
Messenger RNA from Ilyonectria robusta, 4116 nucleotides. RefSeq names its product CHAT domain-containing protein. The coding region runs from base 66 to 3956 and encodes 1296 amino acids. The transcript has a single exon. Gene Ontology annotation, molecular function: protein binding. The record is from RefSeq and is a predicted model, not a curated record. NCBI's taxonomy places the organism in Eukaryota, Fungi, Ascomycota, Sordariomycetes, Hypocreales, Nectriaceae.